This is a messenger RNA of Leptosia nina, 1821 nucleotides long. The record is from the annotation of a GenBank genome assembly. Lineage: Eukaryota; Metazoa; Arthropoda; Insecta; Lepidoptera; Pieridae.
AUGAAAUCAAAGCGACGUCAUCAGGAUUCCUCGGAAGAUUCUUUAGAUUCGGAUGAAAGUGAAAAAUCAAGCAGUUCGUCCGACAGUGAAAGCGAUGUUUCGUCUGUGUCGGACCACCGGCACAAAAAGAAAAGAAAAAGACAUGACUCUUCAAAUUCUGAAAGCGAUUCGGAUGACCAAAAACGGGCAAAGAAACGAAAGCAUAAAAAGAAGAAGAAGAAGCACGGUAAAAAGAAACGCCGUACUGAUUCUGAUGAAGAUUCCGAUGGCCAUGUUUCCAUAAGUGAGGGCGAAAUAUCUGUGAAAAAGAAACGAAAACACAAACAUAAGCAUUCCAAACGAGUGCAACAAUCUUUUGAAAGUGAAGGAGAAAAACAUAUUGAGCGUCGUCUCCACAGUGUAGUUAAAGAGCGACAAGUAGAUCCAGAAGAUCAUCCUUCAAGAACAUAUUACCAAAAAGAAUAUCAGCACUCGGCUACAAAUGAGUUUGAUAGUAGAGAAGCAGAGGUAGAACGUUUUUAUAGAGGCUCCAGUAAAGAUCGUAGAAACCAUUAUCAAGAAAACUAUUAUGGUGAUCCUCAGCGACGGGAAAGAUAUCCUCCUCAGCAAGAUAGAAACAGAGAAAAGUAUGGCCAGAAUAGUCAAAAUCAAGAAUAUGACCAGAAGCCAAGGGAAUAUGAUCAGUACAAAAGGAACCCACAUUUUAAUGAACAGAGACCAGUGGAUAAUUAUUAUCAUAAGAGGAGACCUGAACCAUUUCCCAGAGAAGAGACAAGAGGCCAUAAAUACAUGCAGUAUGCAGAAAGAGGGCCAAGGAGGAAGGAAUUUGUCAAUGAAAGGGAGUAUCAUCCUAGGCGUGGUCCUCCUGAAGAGGAAGUUUUCAGAGAAAGGGAAUAUCCAGACAGACAUGAAAGAUUUGUUGAAGACAAUCCUACAAUAGAAAGGAGCCGGGAGGUGCGACGCGAACGACGACCAGAAAGAAUUGUACCAGAGCAGAGCAGGGAAUUUUCAAGAAGUCCCGAAGUUCGCAAAGAAAAGAGAAGAGUGGAGAUUAAGGAAGAGAGACAAGGCACUCACAGAGGCCGCGAGGAUCGCCGUCGCGAGAGAAGCGGCGAGCGACCGCCUUCAGGCGAGGCUCGUGGGCGAAUGGAUAAUAGACCGAGAGACAGAAAGACUAGGUUUACGGACGCGGGCGAAGACAAAAAGGAUUACAGUUGGGGCAAAGUGGAUGUUAAGAGCGAAGCGAACAAACCUGGAGACAAAGAAAAGCCCAAUUUUGGACUGUCUGGCAAACUGACCGCAGAUACCAACACUGUUAAUGGCGUAGUUAUCAAGUAUACUGAGCCAGAUGAUGCUAAGCAACCGAAACGCCGGUGGAGGUUCUAUCCGUUCAAAGGAGACAAAGCAUUACCAAUUCUGUAUAUACACCGGCUAUCGGCGUUCCUGAUAGGCCGUGACAAGAAAGUGUGCGACAUCCCGUUAGAGCAUCCUUCCAUCAGCAAGCAACACGCUGCCCUGCAGUAUCGCGCCACGCCCUUCACACGACAAGAUGGUUCGACCGGAAGACGGGUCAGGCCGUAUAUUAUAGAUCUGGAAUCAGCGAAUGGCACAUUCGUUAAUAACAAGAAGAUCGAGAGCCGUCGCUACGUGGAGCUUUUAGAGCGUGACGUGGUCAAGUUCGGUUUCUCGCAGCGCGAAUACGUGCUGCUGCAUGAGAACAGCAAGGACGACGCGCAGGAUGAUGACCAAGAUGCGCCGGUCACUACAGACCUUAUCAAACGGGAGAAGAGAGCCAAGGAGGAGCUGGCUGCCGACGGAUAA